Molecule: messenger RNA, 5364 nt
Organism: Drosophila bipectinata
Lineage: Eukaryota; Metazoa; Arthropoda; Insecta; Diptera; Drosophilidae
Gene: THADA
Product: Thyroid adenoma-associated protein homolog
Biological process (GO): tRNA methylation
Cellular component (GO): cytosol
Source: RefSeq, a predicted model, not a curated record
CCUGUGUUUUGUGUGGGGGCGAAAGCGUGUUGCCCCGUUUUCCUUACAAUUCCCCAUUCUUGGAUAUAACAUGAAUGAUUUGAACCUGCGAGUGGCUGCUCUGAAGCUAUGUGCCCAUCCCAAGCGUUUUGCGGAGCUCCGAGAUGCUUUGGUGCCACUACCAGAGCGGUGGAGUUCAGAUUCCCACGAAUUUGUGAGCCUAUUUGCAAAGGCCCAGAGCAGUGCCGAACAGGUCCUGGCGGUUAAGGAGCUAUUUUACAAGGACAAGGAUCUGCAUCUGGAGAAGAUUCCCCUGGUGGAGCUCUUUCUGGCCGAUCUUCUGUUUGCUAGUCCAUUGAAGCACGCCGUGCGGAAUCAAUUGACAAGACUCUUCUCGGACAAAGCCUUGGCCAAAAAGGUCCAAAACGUGGAACAUGGCCACACAAAGGACUCCCUACUGAAGGCCCUUCUGCAGGCUCUCAAGGACCUGAUUGGCACGGACCUAGAGCUGAGGAGCCACGACUCUAUCAAUGACAUCUUCGUUUCCGCCAACGCCUGUCUCCAGAACUUUCCAUAUGGGCACGAAAUUCUUGGCGAAUCCUUGGAAUUAUUAAUCCCACUUCUUCCCCUGGGCUUGGAGCGUUAUUGGAAAGAUAUUAGUGAUACCUCGGUAGAACUGUCACCCACGCGUCGCAAUGAGCUGUACCUCUACCUCCAGAAUGUCCUGCGCUUCCUGGUUAGCCUGCUUUCCGAGUGGAGCUCGGAUCUUGGCCAGGAAUCCUGUCAAGCUUUGCUGAGAAGAGCGGAUGCCAUUGCCCAGAAGGUGGCCCGCCACGUGGACACACCCUGGGACGUCCGUUCCAUAGCUGGACUGUUGAUCGGCCACCUGGCGCGUCUCUCUGGCGGUUUUUCCGGCUACCUGCAACAUUGUGCCCGUGCCGAGGCAGAGCCCCGGGAUCUGCCCAUCCAGACGGCUGCUCUGCUGGUGCUUCAGCCUUUAGAUUACCCGGAACACGCUCCCGUUGUCCUGUCCAUACUCCAGGCCGUCCUGGCAGUCGGUCAGCGGGAGGGGAACGUGAGCAACCUGCUCGUCUAUCUCUCCAAGCACUUGUUCAUCUACUCCAAGUCCUUGGGGGAUGUUGAGGCCGGGUUCUACCAAAGCAUCCUGCCGGAGUUGCAGGGAUUCGCGCUACAGCACCUAGCCAGUCCCACGGACUCGGUGCGGCACAUGUCCAGUGGCCUGUUCCGCCAGACUCUGCAGCACGCCCAGGCCGCUGGGCAGGUGGAGCUCUUCCAGGUCGUCUACAAGCAGUUCGAGGAGCGCAGUGCUUCCCUGGGAGCCAGCUGCCUCGCGCUGGAACAUCUCGUGGGUGUGGUGGGCGUGGCAGAGGCCCUAAAUCAGUGCCCGUCGCUGGUGAAAGAAAUCUUUCCCAGAUUCCUGGGCCUUGAGGAUAGCGUGGACUCACUUUUCAGAGCCAUGAUGGUGGCAGCUCACAAAGCCCAAACCUUCGAGGACUGGCAUCGUCUGUGGUUCACGCAGCUCUUGGAGGCUCUCCAGGUACCCGAAAAACGGCGCUCGGCCGUGGAGCACCUGAUGACCCAGGCCGUGCAGCUGGAGCCAACGGCUCUGGUGAACCUGCUCCUGAAGGACGGUCAUCUGCCCCUAAGUAGCAAGCUGGCAGCCAUCCUGAGUGUGCGGCAACUCAGCAAGCGGCGCCAGGAGUUCCUUUCUAGUCUGAAGCCCGAGCUGGAGCAGGCUCUGCUGGGAUUGGACGACCACACGCGACUGCUGGCCCUGCGCUUCGUGGUGGAGACGCCGCGACCGAGUGACCCCUUAAGCCGGGAAGAGGCGGAGGCCAUCAAGCUGUACCUGAAGCACAAUGCCAACAAUCCCAGCGCCCACCUCCGGCAGCUAGGCUACGGCCUCCUGCAGAAGGCUCUGCAAAGGAUUCGCUUGGGUCUGGCUGAGCACCAGAAGCGCCCCAGUCCUGCUGGGAAGCUGCUCCGGGACCUACUCUUAGGCCUGAUGCAGUUGCUCGCCCGGAACCUCUUCCCUUCGGCGAACUACGGGAGACGAUGGCUGUCGCUGCACUUGCUCCGCGACUGCGUGGAUCUCUGCCGCCAGUUGGAGCUGAGGGAGUGGGAGGAAGAGCUGCCAUCAGUUGCCUUAAGGAACCUGGAGCUCUGCCUGGGCGACAGCUACGAACAAAACAAAGUCCUGGUCGCUCGGCUCCUGGAGAAACUGCAAGCCAAGUCUGAUCUGAAUCCAGUGGAGAUAAUGGAACUCCUGCUAUCUCUGAGGCCUCCAGACUCGGUGACAGGAGCCUUCCAGCUCCAAGUCUACUGCCGCGUUCAGGAAGUAUCAGAGGAACUGCCUGCAGCUCAACUUCCGGAGGAUAUCAGCCAAGAAACCAGGAUCUAUGCAGCUCUCCAGUGGUGCUUGGAGCAUUUAAGAGAAGGACUUAGUCUCGCACAAAAGGACCUGGCCCAGGCGGCCAAGCUAAACCCACUCUAUGGGCUGCUCUUCGCCAGUCGGCACCUCCUCCAGCAGAUGGACCUGAAGCAACUGGCCAAGGAACCGGCUUGGAGGCAGUACGUUCAUGAUCUGGUGGCGAUCUGCCUCGAAGUGAGCCGAGUGGUCCUGCCAGUGGUGAGCAGCGCCUCGCCGGAGGGGCACCUACCGGAGACGCGCGACCAGGAGACGGACCAGCCACUCACCAAUGUGCUUAGCCGGCGACUGGCUAGUGAGGCACUGCAGCAGGUGAAGACCACGCCGCAAAUGGUGCUGCUGUGUGCCUGGCGGAGCAUUAAGGAGGUGUCCCUGAUCCUGGGCGAACUGGUGGAGCGGGCGCCGCUGGAGGAGGAGGAGAGGCAGAAGAAGCAGCAGAGUAAUCCGGAAAUCAGCUUUCUUUUGAGCAGUCAGCAGCUGGAGGAGAUUGGAGAGCUAUUCCUUCUUCUGCUGGCCGAAACCAAGCAUAGGGGCGCUUUCGAGCAGGCCUACGUGGGCUUCCAGCUGCUGUGCCGACGGUUCUGGCACAGUGACGCCGUGCGUCUGAACCAGCUACCCAACCAGUGGGUCAGCGAGGCCAUGUCGAUGGUCAGUGGCGCCGGGGACAACGACCAGAAGGAACAAAAGACUCGCCUUUGCUCCACCCGGCGCAGUGCCGGAAUGCCCUUCAUGCUGCAAGCCCUGAUCUGUACGGAAUUGAAGCUUGGGACGCACGCCACACUCCACCGAUGCAUGCAGCGCCUCCUGGAAGUGUGUGAGGAGAGGAGCGCCACUCCCGCCGGCGUCACUGCCCGCAGCCACGCCCUCAACAUCCUGCGCGCCCUCUUCCGGUGCAGCGAGCUGGCCGAGUUGGUCACCGAGUUCGUGGCCCGCGGCAUUCGCUGCGCCCUGGAGAGCCUCCUGGCCGAGGAGUGGGCGGAGCGGAACUGUGCCACCCUCCUCCUUGCCGCCCUGGUGGUGCGGGUCUUCGGGGUGGAGCGCGCCCGCCUCGAGUCUGGAGAGCUUCAUGUCCGCAACCGGAUGACGGGCAGGAUAUUCUUCACCAGGUAUCCGGAGCUCUUCGACUACUUCCACGCCGGAUUGCAGCGCGAGGCGGAUCAGAUGGCAGGCAGGAAAGGCGGGCAGAGUGGAGGCAACGAGAAGCGCCGUCAGACCGUCCAGCUGGAGGCCAUGCUGCUCAUGCUGAGUCGUCUCUAUCCUUCGUCCUUGGAGGGAGCCGAGUCCUCGUUGAAUCUCAGCAAGUUUGUUCCUUUCCUGCUAAAAAUCUGCCGUUCUCAUGACCUGAUGACCCGCGAGAGAGCCGCCCUGGUGGUGGCCAACUUCGUUAGCCAGGAUCAGGCUCUGGCCGAGAUCAGGCGCAUUGUGGUGGGGUUGAAAGCGCUGCAGCUAAAGUUGAAGCUUCAGAAACCCUUACAUUUCAAUGGAAACCACUGGCAUGGCCAGCUGCUCCUGCUCCUUCAGAUGCAGCGGUUGGUGCGGUGGACGAGUCCUUCCCUGGCCAGGAUGCAACUGCACACACUAGCCUCCUUGGCAGCUCCCUUCCUUCAGCUCAACGCCUGUGUUUUUGGCGCGCUGCUGGAUGUGAUGGCCGUUGUCCUCGAGGAGGCCACCCAACUAGAUGGGUGUCUCCUUAAAGCCCUUUCUGUCGUCUUGGAGUUGGAUCAAGGAGACAUAUCAAGGCGGUGUGGCGAGCAGGGAAUCUCCACUAGGUGCUAUCAAGUGGUCUGCCUGCACUUGCGACGCUUAGGUGGCAACACAGAGGCUUUGGUACAACACUUGGAGGAACUGGGAGAGGAUUACUCCCGCUCGGGCGCCUUGGCUGUGGAACUUUGGCUCUAUGUACUCCUGCAGCGCUCCCAGGACGCUGACCAGGAAGUAGAUCACUUCAACUUUGCCAGCGACACGAGGAAGUACUUCAACGCCCUUAGCCCUGGCCAGCGCCAGGAGGUCACGCUUCGGUUGUACGAGUCCCAGAGAGUACGCUCAUGCGUCCUGAAAAUGGUGGAGUCACCCAGGUGUUGGGGUCUCGAGCUGGAUGCUCGUCUUACUGCCCUGCAGCCCCUGCUUCGGGAUCCGGGGCUGGAUCUGGAAAAGCUGCUCCAGCGCUGCAAGGACACUAGCUUCAGCUGGCAGCAUCCGGGACUGGUGUUGUCCCUGAAACGGCUGAUCGAAGAAAAGAGGAGGCUGGAGUGGUCCAGCUGGCUGCCCAUCCUGGAGUACGCCUUGCGCCUGGUGGACCCCGUCCAGCCGAACUACCUUCGCUUUCAGGCCGCCGAGCUGUGUCACCUGCUGGGCCAAAGCGGAGUUAAGAGUGUGAUCGGCAGCUCCAAUGCGGACAUCGUUGGCAGCUUUAUCCGACUCGUGCUCCUCCUUCUGUUGGACGAGGCCGAGUGGGUGCGCCAUCGAGCUGCCCUAUUGGUGGUGGAACAGUCUGGGGAUGACAAGGUUAUCCUGCCCAGCGUCCUCAUUCCCAGAUUCCUCAAGUCCAUGCUGCGGAAUGUGCGGGAAACUGCUCCCGACUCCGAGUUUGUGACGCGCCUGUUUCAAUUGAUUUCAGAGCCUUUUGUGGCCUCCAAGGAUAACGAGGAGCAGGCUCCGGAUUUGGACGCGGAGGUGGAAGUGUUUGACAAGCAAGAAAUCAAUCUGUAUUGCGAGUCCUUGCUGGUCCUCUGCCAGGUGGCCGUUGCUUUUAGAGAGAACUUCGCCGCAUGCCAAACAGUCAUGAAUACCAUCGAUUCCUUGGGCUUGCCCGCCGACUUGGUGGAUUAGUCGCCAGAUUACCUCAUCUUUAAGGAGAUACUUAGCCGUUGUAGAUACAAUUUUGUUGUAACCUUAAUAAAUAUUUAAUAUUUAAGAAUAAAGAAUAAAUAAAAAGA